AUGUUUACUUCUUUCACCGCAUUACCUUUCAAUCGUUCAAAUUCUUCACAUUGUUCACAUUCACCUCGUUCGUCUAGUAAAUACUUUCAAAAUGUUCGACCGAAUUGUACCCCUGGAACAUACACAAAUGCGACGAAUAAGACACAAAAGAAUUCAACAAAGCAAAAGCGGGGUAAGCAGCGACACCCCGCACACACAACUGGAGUACACCACACACCACGGCACACAAAUGCGAAAGCCCGUAAAAAUCUUGUGGAGGCCGAAAUGGAGAUGUCCCGCAAAGCCGUCGAGCAUAAAUUGAUAAGUCUUUCGACAACCAAUCAGGCCAUAGUGCCGCCUCGUCCUGUCAAGCGUGGCGGCACAAAGGGAACUGGAGCAGGCACCGUCGUCGGAGGUGGAGGCGGAGGCGGCGGAGGAGGAGCAGGCGGUGGAGCAGGCGGUGGCCACCGGCGCAAGCAAGGCAAGAAGCAGGAGACCACCAAACCUAAAAGAAAGGUGUCGGAGGAGUCAUCGAAUCAUGAGAAACUAAACAAAGUUGAGAGCCGUAAUCGUGGAGGUUAUAAUGUUCUCCUGGAGUCCCCUCGCCGGAAUGGGCUUACACCCCGUGAUUUUGCCGCAGAGGCCGAACUGAAUGCCUUAAUGGCCACGGCACGACGCAAUGUCGCCGGAGGAUUGAACUCCAAGCAGGUCGACCGUAUGCUGGAGCAUGUCGGUGCCGGAGAUGCCGAUGACUUUGGGCAUUUGCCGUCAUUGAGUACCUUGGGGCAGCUGGGUGUUGUGCCGCGUUAUAAGUGCAGUGAAUGUGGGGCCAGAUUCCACGUCCGCUCCCUGCUGGGCGCCCAUCGUCGCACCCAUGACGAAGACUUCAAGGUGCGCUUCUGCAAUCGCUGUCCCAAGCAAGGUAGCAACACCACAUUGGAUACCACCAAUCAGUGCAAGUAUUGUGACCGCAAGUUUGACCUCGUUCGCACUCUCCACAUCCAUCAGCUGGCCCACUGCAAGAAGAUACCACCGCAGCAGCGCCGCAAGUUGGCCUACACGGAGCUGGCCCACGAGAAGAAGGCCCCACUGCCCAGUUUCCCGCGAGGUGGUCAUGGUCAUCAUAGCCAUCACAGUCACCCCUCGCAUCCACGCCAUCAGAGCAACCCCACACAGCACACGCUCAUCCAGCAAUCACCGGAUAUGGCCAAAACCAUAAUGCGGUCUUCGGUGCAGCACGAACGUUGGCGCUAGCUUCAGGCCCUGUUUUAGAUCAAUGUUUGCUUCCCAAAUACCAAAAUGGGAAACACUUACAAAAACCCAUUUGUUUUAUGAAAAUAUCAAUGACUUUUAGGACUCAAAAAAGCAUAAGGUGUUGAACAGUCACAUUCAAUUUCAAUAAAAAUUCAAUUGCGCCACAAAUGGUGCAAGUCAGUAUUGGUUAUUAAAAA
Messenger RNA from Drosophila serrata, 1430 nucleotides. RefSeq lists its product as uncharacterized. The record is from RefSeq and is a predicted model, not a curated record. Lineage: Eukaryota; Metazoa; Arthropoda; Insecta; Diptera; Drosophilidae.